This is a messenger RNA of Puccinia graminis f. sp. tritici CRL 75-36-700-3, 4301 nucleotides long. RefSeq names its product exodeoxyribonuclease V. The record is from RefSeq and is a predicted model, not a curated record. Gene Ontology annotation, cellular component: intracellular membrane-bounded organelle; nuclear envelope; membrane. Gene Ontology annotation, biological process: exocytosis; maintenance of cell polarity; piecemeal microautophagy of the nucleus. Lineage: Eukaryota; Fungi; Basidiomycota; Pucciniomycetes; Pucciniales; Pucciniaceae. The transcript has 13 exons. The coding region runs from base 53 to 3838 and encodes 1261 amino acids. Gene Ontology annotation, molecular function: protein binding; sterol binding.
AAUCAAAAAAAAAAAACAAUAAUAAUAAUAAUCAAAAAAAGAAAAGAAAACAAUGCGCUCAGUCAACUCAACCCCAUCACCACACCGAAGAAGAGCACAAUCAGUAGCAGUCUUAUCAAACAACUCAUCACCCUCAUCAACAACCCAACCACCAACAACCACCAAUAGCAACGACUCAUCAAACCAACAACAGCAAUCAAGCCCUUCAUCACCAUCUCAUCCAAAACAAUCUCCAGUCGAUGAAUCACUACAGAGCUUCAAAUUACUACAGGCACUCAGAACUUCUGACACUGAAUCCAUCCUCAACUUACUCUCCACUCAGUACUAUCCAAAAGAUCAACCACAACCAUCCUCUCAUCCCGAAUCUCAGCUCACCCCACUUCAUCUGGCCGUCCGCUGUGCAACCUACGAGGUUGCUGAACUGGUCCUAGCAAAUUCCCCAGCAAAUGUGGUCACAUCACAAGAUUCAUCUGGGCAAACCCCACUUCACAUCGCAUGUAGCCUUUCCAGAGCAGAUCUGGUCACCCUCCUACUGGCCCAUCCUCAAGUCGAUGACUCCAUUCGGGACCACCACUCUCGUACCUGUUUAGAAGUCUGCAAGAGUGCUCAAGUAGCCAAACUCAUCCAAGCCGCUCGCGAUCAAAUCAGUGCUAGCUUCUUAGCCCUUCUCUCAGCAUACAUAGCCUCCUCUCAGACCUCAGUCGUCUCCUCCUCAUCCGUCAACGCCACUCAAUCCUCUGGGAAUAUUUCCGACGUCAUCCCAUCAUCUACAGCCAUCAACAAUCACGAAUCAGCUGCUGACCAACUCUACAAAUUCAUGAACCUACCCAGAUGCAAGUCAAUCGAUUUCAGUUUGAAAGAAGAUCAAACUGGUACCACUCUCCUUCAUGAAGCCGCCAAACGUAAGGAUAUCUAUCUCAUCAACCUGGCUAUCUUGAGAGGGGCAGAUGUGCUGGCCAGGGACAAGAGAAACAAAAUGCCGAUAGAUGUCGCGAUCGAUGAAAAAGUCAAAGCCAUCUUAAGACAAGCUGCGUCUACCGAAGGUCGAGCCUUGAAAGCUAGCGCCCAUGCCAAGGCUUGGAGUCCAGAGAACUAUCAAUCAACUUCAAGUUUUCCCAACACUACGCAUGUCCCUGCUACCGCUUCAAACGGCUCCCUCACCCAGCCCACUCUCAAAGGUUAUCUCAGCAAAUGGACCAAUAUGGCCCGUGGUUAUAGUACCCGCUGGAUUGUACUCGAAAAAGGCUUCUUGAGUUACUAUCGUGACGAACAUGACGAAGGUAAAACCUUGAGAGGUUCAAUAGCGAUGUCCGUUGCAAUCGUCGUCGGUCCGGACGUAACUAAAGAUAAACUUAGAUUUGAGGUCUCGUCCAAACUGGGGAACUCGUACCCUCGCUUUUAUCUAAAGGGCGCCCAUCCCUUAGAGGUGAUGAGGUGGGUGGACGCUCUGAAACAAGCCAUCGAAGUGGCAAACCAGACCGUCUCUCCAUCCAACGACAAAAACCUCUCCCGCAAAGCCUCGGUCCCUCUCGCGAACGCCGACAAACGCAGCUUUGUCAGUCGCCACCUGCGUCAUUCGCGGCACAUUCCUAGCCCCAGUUCUGCCUCGACCCGCCGUAACAUGUCUGUGACUGACACCUCAGGCCGCCCUCGCGGCAACACUACCGACCCCGACUCUCCCCCGCGUAGUGUCUUUGCUCAUUCAACUUCUGAAGACGAUGACGCCUCCCGUCCCGACCGGUCUCAGCUGCCAUUCGAGAACGAGAUUGACCUGCUCGUUCAAAGUCUUAAGGCUCAUAUCGAGAUGACUGACCAGCUCGUUAACUCUCUCGCAAUUCCUUCCGGAGCUCCAACCCCUCCGUUGAACACUUCUCAAGGUAGCACUUCUGCUACAGGCGUGAUUGAGCCAGCAAACAACUCACCAACUGCAUCUCAACGUCAGACUGAAGUUAAGCAUGCUUUAAAACGUUCAGUCGAAGACCUUAGCGUGAUGUUUGAUGAUUAUAUCACCAAGAUCAAUAAAAGAGAAAGGUACCACAUCCGCCGCUACGAAGAAGAAUUGCAAGCCAAGAGGUUGUGGGAAGAGAACAUGCAGGCCUUGCUAGCUUCUCAAGCUGAGAUGGAGAGGCAAUUACAAUCCGUGGCACGAGAUAGUAGUCGCAGGAAGAAGCAGCUUAAAACUCUCAGGGCUGGGAUCAAUGAAAGCAAUGCCGCUAUCAACACCACCAAUGCAGAAGCCGAUGAAACUGCAGAGGUGGCAGAAAAGUCCGAGGAUGGGAAGCCAGCAGGGACGACAGCAACUUCAGCGAGUCGUCCGGUAUCCGUUGCGGCCGCUCGGCUCGAGCAACUCUCGGGUUCCAGCUCCGAAGAUGAAGACGAUGAUGAUGAGUUCUUCGAAGCGAUCGAGACGGGCGCGAUAGCCGUCGAGCCGAUGUCGGUCACCAAAACCUCACCCUCGGAGCGAGUCCUGCACGAGUUCGACAUGGAAGAAUUGAAGGAAGGCUACGAAACCAAACGCACUACAUUGCCCAUCACCGCCGACGACAGACCUUCAGUUUCCUUGUGGGGAAUCUUGAAGAACUCCAUCGGCAAAGAUCUGACUAAGAUCUCGUUCCCUGUCAGUUUCAACGAACCUGUCAGCAUGCUUCAAAGGAUGGCCGAAGACAUGCAAUUUUCAGAAUGCCUCGAUGCAGCUGCUGAGCAACCAGAUUCAUUGGUCAGAAUGGCUUACGUAGCCGGCUUCGCCAUGAGUAACUAUUCCAGCACCGUAGGCCGAUUAGCCAAACCUUUCAAUCCUUUGUUAGGGGAAACGUACGAAUAUAUUGACCCCGAUAAAGAGUUCCGGUACCUUUCCGAGCAAGUCAGCCACCAUCCACCGACAAGCGCAUGUUAUGCCGAGUCACCACGAUGGUCUUACUUUGGGGAAACAGAUGCAAAGAACAAAUUCACCGGGAAAUCGUUUGAGAUCAAACCGACGGGAGUCGCUCAUGCAGUCCUCAACAUCCCCAAGACCUUUGAAGGUACCCAAGAUUAUCCUCCGUUCAAGAGGAACCCCGAUCGAGUCGAAGAGCAUUACAGCUGGAAGAAAGUGACGACGGUCGUUAGCAAUUUCCUCAUGGGAUCACCGACGAUUGAUCACUAUGGAGAUAUGGAGAUCACCAAUCACCGGACCCAAGAGAGAUGUGUCCUGACUUUCAAACCCCGAGGAUGGAGAGGGAAAGAUGCCAACGAGGUGAAAGGAAGUGUGUAUGACAAGAACGGAGAGUUGGUAUGGGAACUGGCGGGCAAAUGGACCACUCAACUGAUAGGCCGACGAGCGGGCUCAGCGAGUGGAGACCUCGGGCCGGACGAGUCAGUGACGGCCAGUCGUGGACGGGAGUACUUACAGCUGUGGAAGAACGACGGGCAGCCGGACAACAUGCCUUUCAACCUGACGACGUUUGCAAUGACGUUGAAUGCGAUGAACGGGCGUCUGAAGCUCUUCCUACCGCCGACGGACUGUCGUUUGAGGCCGGACCAACAUGCGUUCGAGAAGGGCCAAUGGGAGAAGGCUAACGAACUGAAGAUCGCUCUUGAGGAGUUCCAGAGAGCUACGAAGAAGAAGCGAGAGCUCGGCGAACUUCCGCCGCAUACGCCCAGAUGGUUCGUCAAGGUCGACGACCCGGACUCUGGCGAACUUACGUGGGACGCUAUUCGCUCCCCCGAAAAUGGCGUCUCGAUCCUCUAUUGGGAGGAACGUAAACGCGUCGGAGCUUCUCGUAAACAAAACCUUGAAGUCGAGUGGACUGAUGUUUCUCAUAUCUUUGGAGAAUUCGAAUCAGUCGAAACCGAUUGCUGAUCAUCCUUUCCCCAUAAUAGCCGGUCCCAUAAAUUUCUUUUUUUUCCCCUACCUUUUCACAUCUCCUUAUAAACUACUAGUACUAGUGUCACUCACUCCUUCCCAUUUUUGUACCUUCUUUCAUUUCGUUUUUCGUCCUGAUCACUUUUUUUUUUCCUUCUCUCAUUCUCUUUUGUUCCCUCAGUGUAUUCAAACCAAAGAACCCGUAGAAAAAGAAAAAAAAUAGCAUGUAUGGACAAUGGGUUUUCACCAAGUUCCAUUAUCUCUCUCUUUUUCGUCUUUUGCUUACUCUUUUUUUUGGUGAAAUGGUUGUUGAUCAUGAUGAUGAUUUCUGGUAAGUAUAGUCCAGAUAGUUAGUUUUAGUGAAGAUGUAUACAUGAUAAUCUUGGCUACAUAAUGUGUUGUCUUGCAUAGCUUAAGAAAUACAAAUGGGUAAUAGAUGUAGGUAAAUCAAUACUUUUAA